AGCGGAGGAGAGGGGAAGAGAGAGGGGGAAGCGCCGAUGGAAAAGUGUCCAGGGCUCGGUUAACAAGAAGACAAGGAUACCGGCCCGCUUCAGUUUGUCCUGGGGCACUCGGCGAUGAGAGAUUCACCGAAAGGGGCACUUUGAGAUAUGAUGAGAUUUAUUUCUGGUCGGCAAUAGUACUAUGAUUUGGUAUGUGGCCACUUUGAUAGCAAGUGUAUUCAGCACCCGAGGAACGGCCGCUCAAGGUGCCCACGGAGUGCGAGAGGAGCCCCAGUUUGUGACAGCACGUGCAGGAGAAAACGUCAUCCUGGGAUGCGACGUUUCCCAUCCCUUGAACGGCCAGCCCUAUGUGGUGGAGUGGUUCAAGUAUGGAAUGCCCAUCCCUUUCUUCAUCAACUUUCGCUUCUACCCUCCUCAUGUGGACCCGGAAUAUGCUGGCCGGGCCACUCUGUAUGGCAAGUCCUCCCUGCGGAUAGAGGAUGUGCGUUCAGACGACCACGGCUGGUAUGAGUGUAAGGUGCUGAUGUUGGAGCAGCAGUAUGACACCUUCCACAACGGCAGCUGGGUGCAUCUAACUGUCAACGCCCCCCCAACUUUCACAGAUACACCACCUCAGUACGUGGAGGCCAAGGAGGGGGGGAGCAUCACUUUGACCUGUAUAGCCUUUGGGAAUCCCAAACCCUCAGUCAGCUGGUUGCGGGAAGGUAGUCUCAUGGUCAGCAGUGCCAAGUAUAAGGUGUCCGAUGGGAGUUUGACGGUGCUAUCCAUCACCCGGGAAGAUCGGGGGGCCUACAUGUGUCGAGCCUUCAGCCCCCAGGGAGAGGCUAUUCACACCACACGGCUGCUAGUACAAGAAAACAUCAGUGUCACACUUGACCUAAAGCGCAGAGUCAGUAUUCUCAUAGAUGGCUCCCUAAUAAUUGCCCGCGUCAAGCCAGAAGAUGCUGGGAAAUACACGUGUGCUCCAAGCAACAGCCUGGGCCGACCACCGACUGCCUCUGCCUACCUAACAGUGCAAUAUCCUGCCCGUGUGGUAAACAUGCCAUCAGUCAUCUACGCAGCCAUUGGUCUGCCCGGCUUCAUUCGCUGUCCUGUAGAUGCCAACCCCCCUGUAACUCUGGUUAAGUGGAAAAAAGAUGGCCUCCCUCUGCGGAUAGAUAAGUACCCUGGUUGGAGUCAAAUGGAAGAUGGGAGCAUCCGUGUGGCAGAGGUGACGGAGGACUCUCUUGGCACCUAUACCUGCAUGCCUUACAAUGCCCUGGGUUCCAUGGGAUGGUCGCCUCCUGCUCCCCUGGUGCUAAAGGACCCUCCCAAAUUCUCAGUGGUUCCUGGAGGGGUGUACAGGCAGGAGGCUGGAAGAGAACUGGUCAUCCCCUGUGAAGCAGAGGGAGACCCUUUUCCCAACAUCACAUGGAGGAAGGUAGGGAAGCCCAGUAAAAGCAAGCACAAUGUUCUGCCCCGAGGCAGCUUACAGUUGAAGUCACUCACAAAGGAGGACCAUGGGGAGUGGGAGUGUGUCGCCACCAAUGUUGCCACGAGCAUCACUGCCAGCACGCACGUCCAAGUCAUAGGCACAAGCCCCCACGCCCCCACCAAUGUCCAUGUGGCUGCGUUCUCCACUUUGGCCAAUGUGUCUUGGGAAGCAGGAUAUAAUGGAGGUUUCCAGCAGACAUUCUCAGUCUGGUAUGGCCAUGUGCUGAAGAGGGAGCGUUUAGGUCCGUAUGACUGGCUUUCCAUACCUGUGCCUGGAGGCCACGACUGGAUGGUGGUGCCCGGCUUAGAGCCAGAGACAACAUACCAGUUUAGCGUCCUGGCCCAAAACAAGCUUGGCACAGGCCCCUUCAGCGAGGUUGUCACUGUGAACACACUAGUAUUUCCUACAAGUACCCCUGAACCAUUGGUGCUGCUUACCCCACCACGGUGCCUCACAGCCAAUCGCACGCAGCAGGGAGUCCUGCUCACCUGGAUUCCGCCUGCCAAUCACACAGCACCUAUCCAGCAUUAUGUCAUGGAGUUUCGCCUGGGGGAGCGAUGGGAGGUCUUGGACGACAGCAUUCCUGCAGGGGAGACAGAGUUGGUUGCCCGAGAUCUCAUCCAGGAGGCGUGGUAUGAGUUCCGCGUCAUGGCCAUCAUGGAUGACAUGAUCAGCGAGCCUAGUAACGUAGUUGGAGUGUCCAGCACAGAUUUCUUUCCUCCUCCAGAGUUGGUGGAGGAGCGUGGACUGGCACGGCCUGUGGUGGCUGGUAUUGUGGCCACCAUCUGCUUCUUGGCAGCAGCUGUCCUUUUCAGUACCAUGGCUGCCUGCUUUGUCAACAAGCAGCGGCGGAGAAAACUCAAGAGGAAAAGAGACCCCCCUCUUUCAAUAACUCACUGCAGAAAAAGCCUGGAAACUCCGUCAUCUUCAGGAAAGGUGAGCCCAGAGAGCAUUCGUUCAAAGGCAUCUCCAUCAGAAUCAUCUGAAGAUAGUCAUGACCAGCGUGGAAAAAAACCACCCCCAAGUCCAGGGAAGAAGGAGGAAUUAUCUCUAUACAAAAAGACCAAAAGAGCAAUAACAAGCAAGAAAUACAGCAUCCCCAAGCAUGAAGCUGAAGCAACAAUACCCAUUGAACUCAUCAGUCGAGGCCCAGAUGGACGUUUUGUUAUAGAUCCUACAGACAGAGAAAUGUCUGUCAAACCCCGGCGAAUUGAGGGCUUCCCGUUUGUGGAAGAAUCAGACCUAUAUCCUGAAUUCCGACAGUCAGAUGAAGAGAAUGAUGACGCUAGGGCUCUUCCACCAGUUAUGCCCCCCUUGCGGCCUCACCAGAUCUCUCCUAUCUCCAGUCAGGAAUCCUACCUGCAACCUCCAGCCUACAGCUCUCAUUUCCACAGGCCCUUCGAAGGUAUGACCAUCAUGGAGAGCAGUCGGCUCCAGGCCACUGGGCAGAUCCGAGGCUCUCUCCACCACAGGGCUUUUUAUGGCUAUCUAGGUCCUCCUGGAGAUCAUGAUCCUCCACCUCCUUUUUACAUGCCAGAUACCAGCCCACUUAGCUCUGUCAUGUCCUCCCCUCCAUACCUUGCUGAGGGUCCUUUUGGCCACGCUAUGAUUCCUGAAGAAAUGGGAGAAAGUGAUUUUCCGCAAUAUGCUGUCUCUGGUUUUCCACUUCCACUGACCCUCACCUCUUCCAUUCGUUCUCCAGAGAUUUGGCAGGGAUUGGAUUUUACCUUUGCAAGUUUGGAGGGACCCCAGUUCAUUUUUCCACCACAUCAACCUUUGCAUCUCCGCCACGAUUCUCCCUAUCCCCCUCCACCUCAUGUUCUUCCCCUUAGUGCUAUCCAGCCCUCCUCUCUUCCAAUGCCCACUUAUCCAGCUGUCCUGCCACUGGAGGCCCCAAAGAGCCACUCAAGCAAGUCUCCCAGCAGGGCCAGGCCUCAUGGCUCCCCAGCCAAGCAUUUAGCUAUGCAAGAGGCACAUUUAGGGCAGCUAAGACACACAAGCCAUGGAAUGGGUGUGCCGGUUUUGCCUUACACCGAUCCAAUGGCCCAUAUUGUUCCUAGCACAUUCAGUAGCUUGGACACACGAUGGUUUGAAACCACUCCUCAUUUCAGUCCCAGACAUGCUCGUAGGAUGGAUUCUGGCAUGCAUCAGGUGGUUCUUCAGCCCUCUCGCCUCUCACCCCUCACCCAAAGCCCCCUUAGCUCUCAUGAGGGCUCCCCAGAGAUAGUAGUUCGUCCCAGGCCACGUCCCGGCAUUGUCCAACCUACUAUACCUUCAGAGAUGUCUGAGAUUACCCUCCUCCCUCCUUCCACAGCCAGCUUCUCAAGAAGAUCUUCUCCCUCCUCCUCACCUGCUCAAGCCCACGGUAGCAGGAGAGCAAGUCCCAGCUACCAUUCCCACAUGGCCUUUGCCACCUCUGCAACCAGCUACCCAGCUUCCCAGUCUCCAUCACCCCCCAUGGAAAGCAGCAACAUAUUUGGGCAGAUGCCAUCUCAAAGGAGGACUGAGGAGGAGAUCCUUCCAUCGGAGCCUUCUCCACCCCAGUUGUCAGCUUCAGGAAAACGUCGAGGUGCGCAGAGUGCCCUUUCAGGGUCUGAGAGGAUCGAUGCACUGAGAUACCAACGUAUUAAAAAGGCCAAGAAGAUGACUAUGAACAACAAUAACUCCAAGACCAGAAAGAAAGCAGGUGUCUCCACCUCUCAGACCCAGCAGGCCUACACCUCUCAGGUACUCCAGCCCGAAGAAGCUCUCUACCUCCGCAAAAAGAAGAAACGGCCCAUUCUCCAUGACCCAUAUAUUCGCUUUUCUGCUCUGCUUUACCGUCGUCCAAUUCGGGAGGACCAGAAAGCUAUUUUGGCUAGCAUGGACAACACAGACCUAGACCAUGCCACCCUCCUCUGAAAGUCACAGCUGUGCAAUACAGCUCCCCUUUCCAAAAUGACACUGCACUAGCUACGUCUCAGCUGAAAGAAAAAAGAAUACUGUCACUAGAAUUGUCGCAGUUUAUUACCUACAAAGGGGAGUGGCACAAAAUUUCAGCAUUCAGAUUUGGUUUAUACUACAGCUGCACCCCUCGGUCAGUUUAGUUUGCAUUAGUAAGCAUUCUGCUGUGUUCAUGAAUUAACCUUGACAAGUCUCAAUUUCUUCAAAAAAAAGCAGAUUAAGAGAAUUAUUAUCAGAAGCCACACAUAUGUUUUUGUUUAAAAAAAAUCAGAUUAAUGCCAUCUUUGAUUGGAAUUGUGAUUUUGAGGCAUUUCCUCCGCCAAAUUUUGGAUUAUUUGACUUCCUGCUUUGGAGACCCAAAGGCACAGCAAUCUUCUGUUCUUACAUCAAGUAGUAUUCCAUUUAAAAAAAUGUUUAGACCUCUAAAGAUUUAAGUGAUAACUGACACAUUUGUCCAAAAUUUUACUCCAGUGCAAAAUCAUUAACUAGAAUAAAUACAGCCAACCAUUUUGCUGAUUUUCGUAACGACUAUUUUCCUACUCCCCCUUCAUAUUCUUAAUUUUAACAUUCCCUCCAGCCUCGGGUCCUGUUUCUUGUGCUGAGCCAAUCCUCUCUCCCCAUCCUGCGGGUCUCCGUUUACAGCACCUUCUAUAAGAACCUCUCGCCGCCAGCAGCAUCUCUUAUCUGCCGAGAAACUCGCCUCACAAAUAUGGGUGUUCUCACUUCCUACCAAGUAUACCUCAGAGCACAGGACACGAGACCACACAACCACCUGGAUCAGCCAGGAGAACAAACUAGCCUUUUUACUCAUCUUUUCAUUAUUGUUGCUUUUUUAUGUACCUGUUUUUAUAUUUGUUUCCAAAUGUGCAAACACUGAACACAUAGUUUAUCUGUUCAAGAAAGAUUCACAUCUUUACUCAUCAGCUUUUUUCUGCUCUGUGCUGAAUGAGCAGGAAAAGGGCUCGUGGUGAAAGGAAACAGAAACAUUACCUUUAGCUUUGCUGUACUCGGCCUAAUCUUCACUCUGUGUAGUUUUUCACUGACAGAUGGGAACCAAACAGGUCUUGUCUUCAUUCUACAUAAUAUUACAAAAAAUCUGGCACCCUCAAAUUUGGCUUUUUAAUAACAAAAAAUAUUGUGAUUUCUAUUUAGUUUCUUAUGAAGUUAUACAGUUGCUCCAAUUAUUUUGAAUUUUAAUUUUAAUUCCAGCUUUUUACAUCUCAGAACAGUUUGCACUGGAGCAAAAUCUUGUCCACGUCCUGUCUCUUCCUUUACAUUUCACUUCUUCUACUCUAGUUAGCUUAGAGGGCUGCAAAUCCACUUCUGAAAUUUAUGCCAAAAACAAUUCAGUGAACAGAAAUAAACAAUUUUAGGGAUUUUGUGCCAUUUCAGAUACAUAUAUAUAAAUAUAUAUAUACAUACACAUGUGUGUGUGUGUGUGUAUACUUACAAUUUUGCUUCAUAUUUAUUUAGGAGGGCAUAAAACACUGGCUUUAUUUGGCCUUAAUCUUUGCCUGUUUCAUUUGUGUCAAACUUUAUUUAAUGUUUGUUUUUUAUUUGUGUGUUUUUAUAUCUGCUUCUUUUGGCCAGUUUCUAUUUAUGUGCUUGUCAUUUGUUGAGACUCCAUCUAUGUUCCAAGAAAACGCUGUGUGGCACUGAAGGUCACACACAGUGAGCCGAAUGUUUUUGCUGUAUUUUCACAGAUUGGUUCAAAUAUUGAUUCCACAGAUUGAGAAGUGUGUUUGACAUGUGAUGGAUGUGCUGGAUGCUACGCAGCUACACGGUUCAUUUUUUUAAUGAUUGGAUGAGUAACAAAAGUGCCAUAACAUCAGAAACUCAGCUAUAUUACACAGUACACAUGCUGCUUCUUGUUACAUUAUGGAAUCCGCAGAUGAGGGGUGUGUACGUUAAAACAACAACAAAAAAAACCCAAUCAAGCUUUUGUCGUGUGUGGAUUUUUAUCAAUAGAAGGUGUAUUCACUUGUAGGUGUCAUGGUGACAUGUUGCAAUAUGAGAACAAUGGAGGUUGAUUAAUAAGACAGCAGUGAUGUGCAUCUUAAUCUUAUUUAUGUCUUUAUGUCUUGUGAUUUUGAGCUGCUAAUCCCAGCAGUCUUCUAAAAUCAGACAUUUUUUCAGUGACUACAUUUACUUGCUUGUAUAAGAUAUUUCCACAAUAAAUGCUUUCAUAAAGAGCAAUUUUAGAUGGGCCUUCUGUAAUGCAGGAGCAAUUCUGGAAUAGAUGUGAUUCUUUUUUUCAUUUAUAUCUAUCUAAUAAAACGGCUGCUGUAACAAAAUCUUCUGAGUGCAUUUGUAAUACAUGAAUAAACAAGCUAAAAUAAAAGAAAACAUAUAACAGAAGAGUCCUGACUUGACAGACGUUAUACAAAAAAGAAAAAAGUAGAGAAGCUCCAGAUAAUGCACUUAUUGUGGAAAUAACUAUGUUAAUUCAUACAACUUUAACCACAUUUUCCACUUCCAAAACCCAAUAAUAAGAGUUUUAGUCAGAAUAACUUGGCUUCACACCUCCUAUCUGGUUGUUAAGUCUGA
This is a messenger RNA of Neolamprologus brichardi, 6964 nucleotides long. The record is from RefSeq and is a predicted model, not a curated record. NCBI's taxonomy places the organism in Eukaryota, Metazoa, Chordata, Actinopteri, Cichliformes, Cichlidae.